UGAGGCUGAGCAAUCAUCGGUGCAUGACAGUCAGGCUCAGCUGAGUCGGGUACGCGCUCUUGUCAGAGCGGUUUAAAAUAAGUGCAAAGGCGGGAGGUUUAGUUUUCCUAAUCGUGUGAGGGCGAACCUUACCUGUCUGAAUUCAUUUAUUUACAAAGCGCAGAAUAAGAGGAUUUAGGACCAAGGCGCAUGGUUUGUGAAGCGAGUGAAUAUUUUUUCCGUGCCUUUUAAAUUGAAGAAAUCAUGACAACAGGAGAUGUUAAAGGAGUGCUUCGUAAAUUAGAACAAAAACUAAGGCUUAUCAGUUACCCCAGAGAUGUGGACUAUUCAGGGUUGGUAAAAGGAGACCCAGCUUCGUUACUGCCCAUCAUCAGUUAUGCAUUUAAUUGCUACUCCACAAACGUUACUGAAAUUCUAGUUUCCAUGGAUAUAGAGCUUACAGGAAAGAGCGACCUGAGGUUCAUUGAUGCAGUUUAUAAGAUUCUUCGGGACUUGUUUAAUUAUAAACCUUUGUUGACAAAGCAGCAGUUCCUUCAGUGUGGGUUCUCAGAAAGGAAGAUACAGAUUGUUUGUGAUAUUGUGGACUGUGUGGUGAAAAAACAUAGAGAAUUCAACAACACAAGCAAGAUUAAAUCCCAGCCAUCUAAGAAAGUAAAAUCUGUUCAAGAUAAAGUGGAGGUAUUUUAUCCGGAAGAUGCUCCUAUACAGCCAUUAUUGAAGUUAGCAAAUGAAAUAGAUAAUCAGAUAAAGCCACUAGUGGAACGUCACACAGGAAUUGAUUGUCCUCCGAAAUCAUUUACUGACCUAUCUAAUCCAAUCUAUGUAGACAGAGAUGAUGUUACCUUGCCUGAUAAUGAAACUGAAGUUCACUGUGAACCUUUGGUUAAACAUGAUAAUUCUUCACAAAUUGAGCUACUUAAAAUCCAGCUUGCUGAAUGCCAAGAAAAACUGCAGAGGUUAGAUUUUAUAGAAGAAAAGCUACAAACAUUAGAAAAUAGCAUGAAAGGAAAAAUUAUUGUUGAAGAGGCAGACUGGAAUAACCUUAUUAGUCGGGUCCUCCUUCUAGAAACAGACCGAGAAGUGCAGUCAAAAAAGAGAGAUUUGGCAGCAGAGUUUACAAACAUGAGUGAGGAGUGUACUUCCAGUAGAUUAGCAAAUGAGAUUUCUUCAGAUUUCAGGACGAAGGUGGUUAUUCCAGAGAAUCAUCAUCAGUCUUCUGGAUACAGUUCUUUGCUGUCUACUGACACAUCUCCUAUAGCUGGUGUUCAAUAUAGUGAUUCGGCAAUAGAUUCAAAAGAAACAGCACAGCAAAGAAUGGAAAGAAUAGCAAAAAUGAUGGAAGAGACUUCAAAACUAUUACAAUUUUCAAACACUUCAUCAUAGUUUUAAAUUGUGAUUUUUAAGUUAAGAUUUUUUUGUAAAGUCAUGUUCAUAUUGUAAACAAAACAUUAUCUUUUAUAUUUCAUUAAAUGUAUUUUAUUGUC
Messenger RNA from Bombina bombina (fire-bellied toad), 1484 nucleotides. It is a transcript of the gene CEP44, whose product is annotated as centrosomal protein 44. Bases 244 to 1383 code for a protein of 379 amino acids. The transcript has 11 exons. The record is from RefSeq and is a predicted model, not a curated record. Lineage: Eukaryota; Metazoa; Chordata; Amphibia; Anura; Bombinatoridae. Gene Ontology annotation, cellular component: spindle pole; centrosome.